AUGGAUCUUGUUCAGCAAUUUUCUAAGCCUACACAAUCUAUUUCAUUUCAAUAUCUUGCCCAGAAAAUCAAUUUAUUAAAUGAUAAUAUUGAAAAGCAGGGACAAAAAAUAACCAGCUUAAUAAAGCACGUAGAAAACCAAGAGAAAUUCCAAACUGACUCAAUAGAAAAGCUUUUCCAGAAUUUAAAUACCCCUGAUGCUCAAGAAGCCCGAAAGCUACCAAAUCCAAAUCAAAGCCCAGACAUAGACUCUAUCAAAGAAUUCGUCCCAAGAGGAACUCUAGCCUACCCAGUUUUGCCCAAAACUCUAGAGCUUAACACAACCAACAUGAAAUACUGCGAGAAAUCAGCAACCAAAAUAAUUGAAAGUGCUCGGGAAAUCCAUGACGAAAUCUUUAAAAAUCUCAACGCCUAUUUCAGAUCAAAAUGCCAAAGAUACUGUGAGUUUAGAGAUCUACGCAAUUACAAGUUUUCUCUGUAUAAUUUGAUUAUGAUUAGAACUCUGAAAUGGUGCGGUGUUGCAAAAGAAAAUUGGUUUGAUAUUUGCAAAAGGAAAGAAUUUAUACAGAGCUGCAUUUAUAACCCUAUUCUAUUAGAAAUCGGAGAUUAUUUGGUGAGAUUCAAUAAAGAAGUGGAAAUAUGCAAAAUCAAGCUUCAAAAUUACGUUCAGAAAAAAGAAUCCUUUGAAACUGGCUAUUUGGAUAAAAUUGACAGAAAAUGCUCUUUUUGUGGACUUCAAGGGCAUCUUAAAAAAGAUUGCAAAGAAAUAAAGCAAGCGUUUUGCCUGAACUGCCUAGAUUACAACGAGCACACCACCAAAUAUCAUGCCAUCUAUAUAACUCUUAAAAAUUAA
Messenger RNA from Blepharisma stoltei, 852 nucleotides. The record is from the annotation of a GenBank genome assembly. Lineage: Eukaryota; Ciliophora; Heterotrichea; Heterotrichida; Blepharismidae.